AACCGCGUGUGCCCACCGAGAAGGCUCUCGGAAAUGGAGGUAGGCAUCCCCUCGUUCCCUCCUCCCCCAUAUAUCCCAGCAAUUCCCACGUAGGAGCCACAAGAGAACCCAAUUCCAAGCUUCAGGGAAGCAGUAAUCCAGGAGUGGAGGAAGAACAGAGCCUGUGACUUCGUUCCCUUCUCUGUGACGUAAUCUGCUGCCUGCAUGGGCGUUCUUCCGAAGGUGCUCGCCGAUCUCCGGACCCGAGUGGGCAGCAUCGACCGGGAGCGGCCUGUCGUCGGGAUCCUUGCCUUUGAGGCGGCGGCCGCCAUGGCACGCCUCAUCUCCCUAUAUCGCUCCCUCGACGACGACGAGGUCCGCCGGCUUCGCACCGACAUGCGGUCCCAGGGCGUGACCUACCUGACUUCCAAAGACCAGGCCUUCCUCCUCCGUCUCGCCUGCGCCGAGCUGGUCGACGAACUCGACAGGGCUGCUUCUGCGGUCGCCCGAUUCGGCCACAAGUGCUCCGAUCCACUCCUCCGGGGCUUCGAUCGGUUAUACGCUGACCUCAAGGCCGGCGGGAUCUGCUUAUUUCUCCGCGACGGCAGGGCUGCCGACCAGGAGCGCUUCGGGCUCGGCGCGAACGUGAAGAGUGUCGAGAAGUGGAUUAAGAGGAUGGAGAGGUACGUCGCGGCGACCUCGCGGCUGUACGCGGAGAUGCAGAGUCUGAACGAGCUGGAGGCCUCGGAGCGGCGGAUACAGCAGCAGUGGCGGCGGCAUAGUGGGCCGAUCCCGGUGCAGAACCCGGGUGUAACCCCCGCCACCCACCCCGUCCAGUUCGAUCUCCGGUCGCAGCGCCAAAAGGUUCGGCGGCUCAAGGACGAGUCCCUCUGGAGCAAGACCUACGACAAGGCGGUCGAUCUUAUGUUCCGCGCCGUGAUCACCGUCUUCGCCAGGAUCUGCGUAGUUUUCGGCCCCUGCGUCCUGGGUUUCCCCGUCGGCCGCGACAGAAACCACAGGGUCCUGAUGCUCCAGAGCAACCUAGAUUACCCGGGCAAGUACUCGUCCGGGCCGCUGGAAAGACUGGCGGCGAAGGGUGUAACUUCCCUGAGGAAUUCAGCUCCAAUAUUCAUGAACAAGGGAGCGCUCGACAAGCCAUUCGAGAGCUUGGGUAAAGUACUGGAAGCUGCUCCAAACACCGUCGGGGGAUCUGGACUGGCUCUGCGAUACGCCAGCGUGAUCGUGCUGGCGGAGAAGUUGCUGACGAUAAAGUCAAUCGAGGGACACGGAGCGCAGGAGGAGGAGGAGGCGAAGGAAGAAGCCGCGGCUGUCGCGAGGGAGGAGAUGUACCAGAUGAUGCCAUUGGGGAUGCGGGGGACGGUGAGGGCGAAGCUGGGGGAGUGCUGGAGGCGGGAGGGUGGGACGACGGACGCGUCGCUGGCUGAGGGGUGGAAGGAGGCGAUUAGCGCCAUCCUCGCCUGGCUAGGGCCGGUGGCACACGACACGCUACGGUGGCAGGAGGAGCGCAACAUGGAGCGGCAGCAGCGGUUCCACACCAGGCCGCGGGUGCUGAUUCCGCAGACGCUGCACUUCUCCGACAGGGAGAAAACCGAAACCGCCAUCGUCGAGGUUCUCGUCGGGUUGAGCUGCAUGUGCUGGUACGAGGAACGGGGACCCGAGUCUCUCAGGUUCUAAAUCGCCUCCGAGCUGAAGAUUACAGCUAGGAUCAAAGACAACUACUCUCGAUUCGUUUGAUUGCAUUCUUCGGCAACUCUUGUUCUUGAAUACAUUACAACGUUCCUGAAUUCAAGUUCAAGACGGUGGGAGUGAUCUGCAUUCAUGCACACAAGAGUUUGGGAAGUAUGAUGUCGUAUGCUUAUCACAGGGAAGGAGAUAGCUACACAACUAGUCUCAUCUUCCUUUCUGAUAGAUUCAUGAUUUCCUUGUUCUUUGUUGAUUUGUUACACAUAAGAAUUCUUGGAAGCAUUUCUGGA
Molecule: messenger RNA, 1973 nt
Organism: Musa acuminata AAA Group (dessert banana)
Lineage: Eukaryota; Viridiplantae; Streptophyta; Magnoliopsida; Zingiberales; Musaceae
Product: protein PSK SIMULATOR 1-like
Exons: 1
Coding region: 205-1674 (489 amino acids)
Biological process (GO): positive regulation of growth
Source: RefSeq, a predicted model, not a curated record